Rattus norvegicus (Norway rat) is the source of this 3024-nucleotide messenger RNA. NCBI's taxonomy places the organism in Eukaryota, Metazoa, Chordata, Mammalia, Rodentia, Muridae. The record is from RefSeq and is a predicted model, not a curated record.
CACAGGGGAGCUUCUCCUGGAAAUCCUGUGUUCCCGCAAUCCGGUGGCUCUGUGCAACUACCCCAGUGGAGAUGUCGCUUCGUUUCGGGGCCACCUGUUUGCUGAGCUUCAGUUUCCUGCUCCUCAUCACUUCUUCAGACGGACGCACUGGGCUUGGAAAGGGUUUUGGAGAUCAUAUUCACUGGAGGACUCUAGAAGAUGGGAAGAAAGAAGCAGCUGCAAGUGGCUUGCCGCUGAUGGUGAUCAUCCACAAGUCUUGGUGUGGAGCCUGCAAAGCUUUAAAACCCAAAUUUGCAGAAUCUACAGAAAUUUCAGAACUGUCCCAUAAUUUCGUUAUGGUAAAUCUGGAGGAUGAAGAGGAACCCAGGGAUGAAGACUUCAGUCCUGAUGGGGGUUAUAUUCCGCGCAUCCUUUUCUUGGAUCCCAGUGGCAAGGUGCGCCCUGAAAUCAUCAAUGAGAGUGGAAACCCCAGCUACAAGUAUUUCUACGUCAGUGCUGAGCAAGGUAUCGUUCUGAGGGAGGAGGAAGGAUUGGCUAGGUCCUGUGUUGAAUACAACUGGCAGGAAGAUAAAACUGAGCCUUUUCCCAGCUACGUAGAUGCCCAUGGGACAGCUAAUGGCUGGCGAGAACCUGAAGGACUGAGGCUUAUGCAGAUAGCUCCUGGUUUCAGGCCUCAGUUCAUAAGUCAGAGUGGAUUUGAUUUGUUUUAUUUUUCCAUUACACUCAUACUGUUCUUCUGUAAGAAUCCAGAGGAAGAGGAAUACAAACUUAGAUGAAGAAGUUUAAUAUUUUAUAAAUAAUAAACUGAAUGGACAGUCAGUGCAAGAAUUGGGCUCUGGCUCUGGCAAGCUGGUGUGGGUAAAGGUACCUGCUGCUAAACCGGAUGACCCAAGUUCAAUCCCCAGAGCUGAUGAAAGAAGAGAACUGACUCCUGCAAGCUGUCCUCGACCUCUGCACAGGCUGUCACAUAGGCGUGCUUAGCACGUGCACACAUGAUAAGUAAGAAUGUAACACAAAAUAAUAGUCUAUCUCUAGAAAGACACAGGGCACCUCACACUAUGAGAGUGAGUGUGUAGGAUAAGACUCGCUAAAACAUGGAGCUCGAGUCCCUGAGAGUGAGUUUUAGUCAGUGAACAUGGGAAAGGCACAUUGCAGGCAGAGGGAAUGGCCUUAGCCCAGUGGUGAAGAAAGGCUGACAUAUCUGCCUCACUUUCUGGUCUCUUGAUUUUGAAACACUGUCAUCCUAGAGGCAGGGGUUGGAAUAGAUGUCCUGUGCUGUUUAUCGCUUGCUGCGUUGCCACGUGUCACCUAUUGUGAGCCUGCCAAGUCCCUCUGUUUCCCAUUCUUGGAACUCUUAUUCCUAGACUAGGAGAGGGAGGACGCAGAGAUGUCAUAUCUCUGUCCCGGGUCAGGAGCUGCAUCUAAUGCAGGUGCCUCGAGACUGACGUUAGAUGCAGACUUCUCCACACACAGGAGGGCAGUGCGGCUGUCAGUCCUAAACACUCGUCUCUCAACAUUCACCUUCUGUCUGAACUCGUGUUACACAAUUGUUUUGUCGUCCCUACACUAACACAGUAUAAAGGCUUUUCCCCGAGUCCUCAUGGCUUGAAACUAGGAACAUUCAAACCUGUCUCUACCUAAAACGUAAGUAAAACAUGCCCAUGCUAGCUGCUCUUAUGAGCAUAUGGUGUCUGCAGGAUUCUCAGGACAGACUGGCUCAGCCCAGCGCCUACCCUACCAUUUUAGAGCUGCCACUCCCAGGCCUGCACUGACAUCACUGCCCUCCUGGAAAGACAGAUAAGUACACGGGGGCUGUCGGUGCAUAAGGCGUUCAUCUGCCGCUCUCUUUCCUUAAGCUUCUCCUUUUUUUUCCCCCUAAAAACUUGGCUUUUUCCAUUAUUGUUGGUCAGUAGUAGAAAUGAUUAAGCCCUUCAAUAAAGAUCACUUCCUCUUAUAGUGUGCACAUAUGUACUUGUUUAUACACACAUCAUGAUCAGUGUGACCAGUCAUUCCAAAGCGGGCAGGAGGAGGGUGUUCCCUCUCCCCGAGUGUCAAUGAGCAUGUACAGCCAUGAUGGGGUCAGCAAGAAUGCUAGGGCUUAACCAGAGUAACAACUAGUGUUUUUAUAGGUCUUAAUAUUUAUGAAACACUUGGUAUUAUUCAUUCUCUGCUUAAUUUUUGUAGCAGUCCAAUGUAAGUAGCAUUUUCUAAAACAUUUAAAGUCUGUGUCGUCACAUGUCAGGUUUAAAAGGUGCUUCACACUUACCCCACCCCUUACCUUUAUUCCAGUUGUUCAAGGGAUGAAGGAAGCACAGGUGAGGCUGACUGGUGAUGCCUUCAGAGAGAAACAUUUUCAGGAUGAAUUGUGAUACGAAUGAGUAUUCUGAAAGAAAAGCUGCAGGGAGAGAAUACGGAAGAAUCACCCAGAAUAAUUAAACCACCGGAAACCAUGCUUCUACCUACACCGGAAGGAGCUCUUACUGGGACAGGCCUGCUGACAGAAGCUGGUCUGUGCACCCAGCAUCCUGGCCGACUGACUCUCAUCUGCUCCCUCUCCUAAAUAUCCAUUCCUCUGAAUGUAAAGAAUGAAACUAUUUAAUACGAAACUUGAGCCACUUGGAGAUUUGCUCCACGUCAGUAUUUGAAUCUUCAUCCAUUUCCUCCCACUUCCUCAAGCUGAAGUGAAACAAACCGAAGUAUCUUUUGUAUAGUGUACAAAGUGCGGGAGGUCCUUAUCAGAUUUUAAAGAAGGCUUGGUACUACUCCUGGACUUCCUGAAUCCCUGCACCCUUCCUUCUUUGCUCAGGCAUCCCUGUUUGCACGGAUGUGCGUCAAGAAUGGCUGUGUGCUGAGGCUCAGCCCCAACUGGAAGCAUGUUUUCCCUGUUGUUAGAGAAACUCAAGCCUGCAAACCCUACAUGAAGCCAUUUUGUCAAUUCACCAACUGUAUUUUUGUACUGGGGUUAAAACAAACACAAGAGAUAAAAUAUGUUUCACUAAGCUUUAUUAAAACUUGAAAUGGAAA